Molecule: messenger RNA, 810 nt
Organism: Cuscuta europaea
Lineage: Eukaryota; Viridiplantae; Streptophyta; Magnoliopsida; Solanales; Convolvulaceae
Source: the annotation of a GenBank genome assembly
UUGAGCCAAAUGAUGUCUUUAAGUACCUAUCCGUCAAUUGACAUUCGAUGCGAGUCUAAUGACUCAUUCUAAUUUCUUUCAGAAAAGGAACCCGUUGGAAGGAUCACUAGAAGGAACCCGUUGGGCCGUGCACCGGGUGGGUCCGAGCGCGGUAGCCGGGGGUCCUCUAGGGGAUCAAGAGGAAGGGGCCGUGGAGGCCAACGUCAAACCGUGAGCGAUGGCCACGUCGAUACCGAAAGUGAGACCUAUUGGUCCUAUGAGGACUCAACGUACCAGCCGGGGACUGAGCCAGUUGAGACCCCUUACGAAGGGAAUGAUGAUGAUGUGAGUGAUGAGGAGGAAAGUGGCUCCUUGGCCAGGAUCGAAGCGUUGUUCCAACAGUAUCAUCGGGAGCGCGAAGAAAGGAGGGCACGCCAAAGGCACCGUGCAGGGCAACCUGCGGGCGGGGCUUCAAGAGGGAGGAGCUAUUACGAUUCGAGAACCCAUAUGGAAGCGCAUGGAAGUCGGGGCGAUGGAGGAGAGAAAGAAGAGAGAUGCCGAAGAGGCUAAGAAAAGAAAGUGGGAAAGCCAUGGCCCCCAAGGUCCCAACAAGAAGGGGAACCAUGGGGGAGGUAGAUCGUUCAGGGCACCGGCAGCACCAUCCAAGGGAAACCCGGCCACGAGCGGGCACUACUCGGGCUCACAAGCCCCAACGACGCCCAGGUGCAGGAAUUGCAACGGGAACCACAUCGGUAAGUGUCGUGAUCCACCACGGUGCUACCAAUGCGGGAGUACAGGGCAUAUUAAGCCAAACUGCCCUCAACUUGGUGG